UUUAACAUUGAAAAUGAUAGCGGAGAGUACCGGAUAACAUUGACGUCAUCUUAAUUUCUAGGUCAUUUCAAAACGAGGUGAAAUUGUACAUGAAAAUAUCUAGGUCAUUGAACAUGCGCAGAUAAGAUUUAGAAAAUGGCGGAAGCCGAAGAACUGAAGCAAAUGGUAUUAAGUUUCCGGAGAGCGGAACUUGUUGAGUUGCUGGGCUUUGUGGGAAUGAACAAAGUUGGUGUUAAAGCAACCUUGCUACAGCGGGCAGUGACGUUGAUAAACUCAUCCAGAGGCUGUUCUGUGCCAGUUCAAAUAAAAAUUAGAGAACUUUAUAGGCAGAUACACAACCCCUAUGCUGUCGAGCCUCCGCGGUCGCGCAAUGUGCCACGAGGUCAACAGCAGGUCACAGAUCCCAGACAAUUAGAGCAGCUUGAUUUUUUAUCUGAUGACAGGGCACGACGGUAUGGGUCCAGCAAGGUUACAUCACAACAGUUACAGAACAGCGUCGGACAAUCUGGUAUAGUAACAGGAGCAGUAGAUUUUUCAAAGCGAGCACAGGACAGUUUGUCAGCGGCAUCCUCAUUACCUGUACAUCCAGAUGUUAGAUUUAAACCCUUACCUUUCUAUGAUAUCAUGGGAGAGCUCCUCAAACCUACUAGUCUAGCCCCUAAAGGUCCGUCACGGUAUCAAGAGACAUAUUUUGUAUUUCACUUGACACCACAGCAGGCACAGGACAUCGCGAUGUCACGGGAUUUCAGACCUUCAGCAAAAUGGGAAUAUACAGUACAAGUACAACUUAGGUUUUGUUUCUUGGAGACAAGCUGUGAACAAGAUGACAACUUCCCUCCAAGUAUAUGUGUUCGAGUAAAUGGAAAGGUGGCACAAUUACCUAAUCCCAUUCCAACCACAAAGCCAGGAGUGGAGCCAAAACGUCCCGGCCGUCCAGUCGACAUCACAUCAUUAUGUAGAUUAUCACCAACCAUGCCUAAUCAUGUGGAAAUAUCCUGGGCCUCAGAAUAUGGAAGGGGUUAUGUUGUAUCGAUAAACUUAGUGAAGAGACUUACCUCAGAUAUUUUACUGCAGCGGCUGAAACAGUUUGGUAAUAGGCAUGCAGACCAUUCAAGAGCAAUGAUUAAGGAGAAGUUACAGCAUGAUGCUGACAGUGAAAUUGCCACAACUAGUCUCAGAGUUUCCUUAAUGUGUCCAUUGGGUAAGAUGAAGAUGCAGUUACCGUGUCGUGCAGGCACGUGUACACACAUCCAGUGUUUUGAUGCAACGACAUUCCUCAUGAUGAAUGAGAAGAAAGCCACAUGGCUGUGUCCUGUUUGUGAUAAACCUACUCCGUUCCAUAAACUUAUCAUUGAUGGGUUGUUUGUAGAGAUAUUAAAGCAGGUAACGGACAUUGAUGAAAUCCAGUUUGUUGAGGAUGGAAGCUGGGCACCAAUAAAAGGCAAUAAACACACGCACACUAUCAACAACACACCAGCCAAACCUACAGCUUCCUGCUCUUCUUCUAAAGAGAAAACAGUGAAUUUAUGUGGAGAUACCGAGGACUCUCCAACAGUAUCACCAACCAAGAAGCCUAAGAUGGAGGUGAUAGAUCUAACGUUAAGUGACUCGGAAGAUGAAGUGGAACCUGUGCGACCACAGUCAAGUCAUGAGAUUAGUUCAGGGUCCUCUACCCCAUCGUUGAUACUGAAUGCACCGGCAGCGGCACCAAGUCCGUCGGCAAUCUCGAGUGCACUGCAUAAUCUUCCACCACUUCCACCAUUGACUAGUUAUAAGAGUAGUGAUAGUGCUGUACGGAGAACAAGCUUUAGUCCGGGACCAUCUGAUUCUCAAAAUAAUUCAGGCCUCAAUCUUAGUGUGAACUCUAGAAACAGUAGCCCAGUGAAACACGGGGCACCAAGUUUGACCAGUCCAGCUCACAGUUCAUUAAUAGGCUUAUCAUCAUCAUCGUCUUCAUCAUCAUCAUCAUCGUGGCUAACAGCACUCAGUGGACAAACACAAGGACAGAAAAGACCGCCUCCCGCUCAUGCAAACAGUCUGCCCCCAACAAAACGUCCAAUGGUGGAAAAAAUUGCAUCAGAUUCGCCAUCGUCCUCAAAUUCAAAUAUGUCACCGCUUGUUGAUUUGGAUCAGUUAUGCAGUAUACUUGACUCAGACAGGGAUAGAAAUAGCGAGGAGAUUGCCAGUGUUUUGCCAUUCCCAGCUGAUUUCCCAUUGACUAUGACAUCAAACAAUUCAAAUAAUAUGAAUGGUCUCAGUUCAAGGAACAUUUUUAAUGUCUCGCCCUCAGAUGUUAUAUCCCUUGAUUGAUUCUAGUGCAGAAUAUUGAAUGGAAGUGUUACCUCUGGGACUGUCUGUAUUAAGACAUGUUAUCUCUGGGACAGUUUCGUCUUGUAUAGGACAAGUUACCUCUGGAACAGGCUAUAUUUUGUCUGUAUGGGGCAAGAAGAGUUAGGAGAUUGUGUUGCUUAGUAGGAGGACAAACUGACCUACAUUUGAAGACAACCCUAGUCUUAGUGUGCAGGAAGAAUUCUGAUGUCAGCAAGGAGGGCUGGCUUUGAGCUGUCCCAUAAGUAUAUAUACCAAUUUAUUCAUAAAAGAGAUGACUAUUUUAUUUCACAGCUGCUAACUGUUGAAGCAGUUCUGGUAGAUAUUUUGUAAACUAUGCAGGGAGGACUGCAUGAGUUUUAUAUAUAUGACAUGGAUCUUGUAGUCAAAUGAAAAUCACUUAACAAGUGUACAUAUUGAUAAGGCCUAAAAAAAAAUUGUUUGCUUCCAGUAUAUCGUAAGAAUUUGCCACGGCACUAAAUGUUUUUAUGGCAUUGGAAAUUUUUUUUUUAUUAUUUUGGCUAUUUUUUAUACUUUUCAAGGGAAGUUACUCUUUCUUCAUUGUAAAAAAAAAAUUCAAAAAUAAAUUCCUUUCUACCUACCUUAUUUUUUUGGGGCAUGUUACAGGAAACAAACAUUUUUUAGGCCUAAACAUGCUUAGAUUUGUACAAUAUGAAGAUGUGUUAAAGAACAACUGGUACUGAGAGACUUACAGACUUGACCAUUUUCUACAGUUGUUCUGUUUUUGUUUUUUUUAUGCUCAAAGUAACAGAGUAUGAGUUGAGAUGUUGAAGACGAGUGUAUAAAGGUGCUGAUUCUUAUAUAGAUACAUUUAUUUCUUACUAAUGCAACUAGUGUUCAUAUUUAUCAUGUCCCUCUUUAAAGUGGCAUUAUGCAUAUCUUACUGCACAUUGUGUGGUUUUAAAAAAGCAAUUUUCGGUUGCUGUGCAUCUAAAUGUGUUAAAUUAACGAUAAUGCCGCAUGAGUAUUUCAAGUUGAUGCAUCAGAAAUAAAGAAAUCGGACUAAUAAAAUAAUAGUUCUUUUCCUCAGUCUUCUAUGCAGUGAUCUCCCUUACCUAUAGGUAGAGAUUUCUGAAGUUGAAGGGAAGCAACCCCUGCAUGCAGUGUGACUUUUCUUAAAAAGACUGCCCCAGUCAAAAUAAGAAAACUCAUAUUUAGAAAGUUAUUAUUUCGUACUGGUUGCAGCAAGAAUUUGUUAUAUUGGGUUUAAAGCUAUAAUUUCCUCCACUCUUUUUACAAACACAUCUAUUUCGGCUGUAUUUUUACUGUAAAAAUUCGCAUAAUUCCACUUUAACGAGGAAGGCUUAUACUGUACAUGGGGCUUUUAAUUGUGCAGUUUUUAUUUCUGUGGAUGUUUAAGCACAGUGAAUUUGUUUGAUGGUUACUUGAGAUCAAGAAAAAAGGUCAAGGCGACUGAAGGUCAAGGCGACUGACAUUGAGACUGAAAAUGUUUUCCGCUCAGUAAGUGAUGAACGCUUUGGUCUUCAAAGGUUUGUUGCCUGUGGUCAGUAGAUAACCCUUAUUAGCUCACCUGUCACAAAGUGACAAGGUGAGCUUUUGUGAUCGCGCAGCGUCCGUCGUCCGUCCGUGCGUGCGUCUGUGCGUAAACUUUUGCUUGUGACCACUCUAGAGGUCACAUUUUUCAUGGGAUCUUCACAAGAUCUUCAUGAAAAUUGGUCAGAAUGUUCACCUUGAUGAUAUCUAGGUCAAGUUUGAAACUGGGUUAAGUGCCAUCAAAAACUAGGUCAGUAGGUCAAAUAAUAGAAAAACCUUGUGACAACUUUAGAGGUCAAAUUUUUCAUGGAGUCUGUAUGAAAAUUGGUCAGAAUGUUCACCUUGAUGAUAUCUAGGUCAAGUUCGAAACUGGGUCACGUGCGGUCAAAAACUAGGUCAGUAGGUAUAAAAAUAGAAAAACCUUGUGACCUCUCUAGAGGCCAUAUAUUUCACAAGAUCUUCAUGAAAAUUGGUCAGAAUGUUCACCUUGAUGAUAUCUAGGUCAAGUUCGAAACUGGGUCACGUGCCAUCAAAAACUAGGUCAGUAGGUCAAAUACUAGAAAAACCUUGUGACCUCUCUAAAGGCCAUAUUUUUCAUGGGAUCUUUAUGAAAGUUAGUCUGAAUGUUCAUCUUGAUGUUAUCUAGGUCAAGUUCGAAACUGGGUCACGUGCGGUCAAAAACUAGAUCAGUAGGUCUAAAAAUAGAAAAACCUUGUGACCUCUUUAGAGGCCAUACUUUUGAAUGGAUCUUCAUAAAAACUGGUCAGAAUGUUCAUCAUGCUGAUAUCUAGGUCAAGUUUGAAACUGGGUCACAUGCCUUCAAAAAGUAGGUCAGUAGGUCAAAUAAUGAAAAAACCUUGUGACCUCUCUAGAGGCCAUAUUUUUCAUGGGAUAUGUAUGAAAGUUGGUCUGACUGUUCAUCUUGAUGAUAUAUAGGUCAAGUUUGAAACUGGGUCAACUGCAGUCAAAAACUAGGUCAGUAGGUCUAAAAUUAGAAAAAUCUUUUGACCUCUCUAGAGGCCAUAUUUUUCAAUAGAUCUUCAUGAAAAUUGGUCUGAAUGUUCACCUUGAUGGUAUCUAGGUCAGUUUCGAAACUGGGUCACAUGCGGUCAAAAACUAGGCCAGUAGGUAUAAAAAUAGAAAAACCUUGUGAACUCUCUAGAGGCCAUGUUUUUCAUGAGAUCUUCAUGAAAAUUAGUGAGAAUGUUCAACUUGAUGAUAUCUAGGUCAAGUUCAAAACAGGGUCAAGUACCUUUGAAAACUAGGUCAAUAGGUCAAAUAAUAGUAAAACCUUGUGACCUCUCUAGAGGCCAUAUUUUUCAAUGGAUCUUCAUGAAAAUUGGUCAGAAUUUUUAUCUUGAUGAUAUCUAGAUCAGAUUCAAAACUGGGUCACAUGAGCUCAAAAACUAGGUCACUAUGUCAGAUAAUAGAAAAAACGACGUCAUACUCAAAACUGGGUCAUGUGGGAAGAGGUGAGCGAUUCAGGACCAUCAUGGUCCUCUUGUUAGUUUUGGGGUCAGUAGGUCAAAGUCAGUAACCUUGAAACUUAAAAUGGUUUCUGUUAAAUAACUAAAGAACGCUUGGAAACAUAAUUGUCAAACUUCAUAGGAGUCAGAAGGUGAAAGUUCUAGGUCACAUUUACCUCAGUACUGAAAAUGGUUUCUUGUCAGUAACUGAGAACAACACUAAUCUUAACUUCAUAGGGUGAUUUUAUUUUGAUUAACAGGUGACCCCCUAUUGUUUUGGGGGUCAGGUCAAAGGUCAGUGUCUCCUUGACAUCAAGACAGAAAAUGCUUCCUAAUCAGUAAUAGGUUCUAUUGCUGCCAAUCUUCAUGUUUUGAUUGCAUGUGGUCAGUAGUUGACGCUUAUUGUUUUGGGGGUCAGUGUAUCAAAAGUCAGGUAUGUCAAAGCUCAAGGCCACAAGGUUCUCGAGAAGCCAGAAAAUGAUUUCUGUUCAGUAACUGAAAAUUAUAUACCCAGUUUCCUCUGACAAACGAUCAUGGGGAUAUACCGGGUAUACUUUUUACAAACAGCUCUUGCUAAACUGAGUUUAGAGACCAGUCUCAGAAUGCAGCCUUGCCAUUGGUCAAAUUCAAAAUUGCUAUCAAAAUCAACCAAUCAACUGCCAGAGUUUUGAGACUGGUCUCCAAAGUGAGUUUAUUGCACUCUUGAUGAUGAUAAGCUUAUUAAUUAACAGAAAUGAUGAAAAUCAUUUUCUAAUGCAAGUAAAGUAGUGUCAGAUUUAUUUGAAGUUUGGUUGCAAAUGUGUAUUUUUUUGUUCAAAUGUGUGAUUAACAAAUUGAUAUGCAAAGUCUUAUCAGUCUCAACAGUUGUGAAAGCAAGCUACAUGAAAUGUAAAGAACAAAAAACCUGAAAAUCAUCAAAAUUAACUUGCUGUUAAAAUACAGAAAAGAACUAUAAUGUUGUAACAAGUUUAUUUAUGCAUUGUAUGCUUUUAAGUGCUCAUUAACCCUUAGCCUGCUGCAGGCGAAUUUAACAGCCUUUGCAAACAGCUUGGAACCAGAUCAGACGCCGAUUAAAUCAGCGUCUGAUCAGGUUCCAAGCUGUUUGCUACUCUGACAAUAUUUCUUCCAAUUUUGGAGCAAAUUGAAUGAACUUUACUAUUUUAGCAGAGGACAUUUCCAGCAAACGACAAUUUAUCUAGCAUGCUAAGGGUUAAAUACUUCAGAUGUUAAAAUUUGAUUUGUCUUGUUUGGUAUAAAACUUGCCCUUUUUGGUAUUUUAGAAUUUAAUCGAUCAACAAAAAAUGCUGAUGUUUGACAGAAUCUGUGUUAAAGAAAUAAGAAAAUAGUUCAUCCACUAUUUUUUUGUAAAAUGAGUAAUUGUAUAAAUGUCAUUAUAGCUAUUUUUUGUGUUUUUUUCCCAGCAUUUAGGUGUCAUUUUGGGUUUUAUUUGAUCCAUGUAAAAUAUUGUACAGUAUGAAAAGUUUGCAGAUGUCAAACCAGAUGAUAAAUUGUUGCAAAUUCAGUUCAGUCAGACUAAAACAUUCUAUUAUAAAAAAAAUUUGCAUCUUUUUGUUACAUUUUUCACAUAACAAAGGUUAUGUCUGGUUAAUGUAUUACAAGCAGAAUUUUAAAGCAUUAUUGUCUGCCAGUAUAGAUAUCAUUAUACACAUCAUCAUUCAAUAGUAUAGUUGUAGUAUUUCCUGAUAUAGUUUCAUCUGUUUUUUAAUGUUGAUUAUUAUAUUUUAAAUUUUAGAAUUGUAAUACUGAAAAACGGCUACAAGUGCUAAGACUAUCAUACUCAAGAAAAACGUAUUCCAAUAAUUUGUUAUUUUCACAUUUUUUCAUUUCUGUUUUCUCUGUACAAAAUCUUUAUAAACGAAACUAUGCCGGCUUAACUAUCCUUUGCACACGAAACAUGCAAUUUCAGAUUAUCUUGUAAUUUUCUCCCUAAUUUUCUUUCUGUGUGUAGGAAAGAGAUGAAAAUAGAAGUGUGAUACUUACUGAAUGCUUGCUGGUUAAAGUGACAUUAUGCGCAUCUAAUCGCACACAGUGUGUUUUUGGUGAAUGUUUUAUAAAAGCAAUUUUCGGUUGCUGUGCAUUUAAAUGUGUUAAAUUAACAACAAUGCCGCAUAAGUAAUUAAAGUUGAUUCUUUAGAAAUAAAGAAAUCGGACUAAUAAAAUAAUAGUUCUUUUCUUCAGUCUUCUGCGUAGUGAUCUCCCUUACAUGUAGGUAGAGAUUUCUGAAGUUGAAGGGAAGCAACUCCUGCGCGCAGUUUGACUUUUCUUAAAAAGACUGCCCCAGUCAAAAUAAGAAAAGUCAUAUUUGGAAAGUUAUUAUUUCGUACUGGCAACAGGAAGAGUUUCGUAUAGUGGUUUGAAAGCUACAAUUUCCCCCACCCUUUUUACACAGACAUCUAUUUCAGCUGGAUUUUUGCUUGAGAAAUGCGUAUAAUUCCACUUUAAUAGUUAAAACUAUUGCCUCAGGUACAAAGGAUCAAGAGUCAGUAGUUUCAACUGUUGUCUGGCAAGUCAUUCAGUAAGUAUUUUAUUCUCUGACAUUACAAAUAAAAGUUUGUAUUUUUCUUCUUCAAGUUCUGACUUUAUCCCAGCAAAAAUUUAGAGUUGAACUAUUGACUGAUUAAUAGCAUGAAAUAUGGUCCGGCAAUUUACAGCUUUUAACUUUCCCUCUAUUAAUAUUUUGAAAACAUUUAAAGUCUUCUCUGAAAGCACUGCCCUGAUUUUAGAAUAACUUGAUUAAAUAAAAAUCAAAACGAAAGUGGGGGUCAUGUUUGAUGUAAGAAAGCUUCAAAUUAUAGUGGUGGUGUAAGACCUAAGUUUCCAUCUGUUAUUCCAUUUUGAAAAUGCUACCUAGAUAUCAAACAUAGGCUCAGAUGUGUGAUUUCAGCACAAAAAACUUCAAAUAAAGUAAGAAAAGCAACUGGGAACUAAUUGAAUAUGCCAUUUUACAACUACCAUUUUUUUCCACACCAUUUUCAUAUUUAGUGUCUGUAUACCUUCAAACUCAGUUUUAUGAUCAUGGAGCCUGAUGAUAUUGUGAAAUAUACUUAUCCCCAACCCUUUUUUGAUCUGAGCAAACAUGAAAGUUCUCGAGUCAUUUACCCUCCCCGUUUGUUGGUUCAGAGGAUAUAGUUUUGUAUUGUUCAGAAACCCCCACAACUUAUUUUAUCUUGGUCUCAUUCUGGUGAAAAAAAUCAGUUUAACCCUUAGCCUGCUGCAGGCGAAUUUAACAGCCUUUGCAAACAGCUUCGAACCAGAUCAGACGCCGAUAAGCUGUUUGCUACUCUGACAAUAUUUCUUCCAAUUUUGGAGCAAAUUGAAUGAACUUUACAAUUUUAGCAGACGACAUUUCCAGCAGACGACAAUUUAUCUAGGAUGCUAAAGGUUAAAAACCUCUCAAUAUCAAAUCCUGUAUUAAUCCCCUUCCUCUUCUCACCUAUAUUGUAAGUUGACAAAGUUUUAUAAUGCCUUUGUGAGUUAUUACAAUUACUGUGUAUGUAUACUUUUCUACAUUUCUGUUGAAUGUUCACAUUUUACUCGCAUUUUAUUUAUUUCAGUCAAAUUUUGUAAAUAGUGUAAAUUAUAUUUAUGUAAAUAUUUGAGUAUAAUUAGUCUUAUAAAUGAACAUUAUCUUGCUUGUAAAUAACUUGAUAAUGUGAAAUUCUCACCAAAAUCAGAUUAAAUGUAAAUAACUUUUACAGAAUUUAUGAUAUUUUAAUGUCUUUUAUGAUGGAAAAAUCACCCUGGUAUUAUCUGGCUAAAUUUAAUUGUAUAUCUUGGGAUAUCAAGCCUAAAACUUUGUCUGUUUUAAGAUGGCCUUUCUACAGUCACACUUAAUUGCAACUUUACACAUGUCUGUCCAUAUAUGUAUUCCAGUUACACCUGCGAGGGUAUGCAUAUGUUUUUAUUACACAUGUUUCUUCAUAUAUUAUAUUUCUGGAAUCGGGUGUGGUCACACUUGCAUGUACAUCUUCAUUUCAGUAACAAGGUACAGUGACAAAUGCCUGCAUAAAAGUGUUAAGAUUAUGUGUGACACAUGUUUCUGUGAUCAGUGAUUUUUAAAGCUAGAUGAUGUACCUUUCUGUUUCUUCUAAAUUUUGAAAUAAGUUAUAAAUAGAUGUAUCUAGUUUGAAAUAUAUUUUCUAAAGUAUAAAGAGUAAGUCCUGCCUGUUCAUCAUCUUUAAAGGAGAUAUGUAAGAUCCUGUCCUGUGUAGCUUAACAUUUGUAACUUUUGUUGAAGAACAUAGGAGGUUUACAGUGAAACUUUUUUUUACUCAAACUCAGAUAAUUCGAAUACCACCCUUUGCUCAAACUCUUCGUCAAGUCCCGCCAAAGUCCCUGUGUUGUAUAUUGUUUCUGUGGCUUGAAUUACCGAUAACUCAAACAAAUUUUGCCAGUCCAGGCGGGUUUUAGGGAACGAAGUUUGACUGUAUUUUAUUUAACUAUUUUCCUAAUUUUGCAUGUUUUGUUGCUUAUUGUUAAAAAAGUUAUUAAAGUUAAAAUAGAAAAUUGUUUAAAGAGUCUUGCCUUCAAAUAUGCCAAAAGUUGCGAAAUUGAAACAUUUUUUCUUGUGUAUAAUUACAAUAAAUAGUGUAAAUAAUGUUAUCCAAAAUUGUUCUAUGUACCUGUAAGUGCGUAAAAUAAUGCACAGAAGAAAUGUAUUAUGCAAUUCUUAUGGUGACCAACCUAAUACAGCAUCAGUCUGCUAAUGUUUCUCUAACACUUACCUACUUCUAGCUACUACACAAGUCAUAUAAUACUUAUCAAAAUAUACCGAUAGAAACAGUAUGGUUUUAGGCGUGGUUUUUUGUGCUUGGUGCAGCAAAAAAUGACUUUAAUACUGAUUUUUAAUACAGGCUGAAAAUUUACAAUUUCUUUAGGUUAGUCUGGAGAUGAGACUGUGAUAGUACCGUUAUAUUAUGUAGAUAUCCCUGUCGUGUAAGGUAACAAAGAAAUGUGGUCAUUGAUUUUGAAAUAGCAUUUUGGAACAAUUUGCAAUUUUAUGGUUUUGUGUUUUUAAAUUAAAAGUUAUUUGCUGAAACAUAUAACAGGUGAAACAUAUAGAACGUGUGACAUAUCUUAAUGUUAAAUGUUAACUGACUGUCAGAAUACAAAUAAAUCUGUGAAUACAGUGAUAUAAA
Mercenaria mercenaria is the source of this 10468-nucleotide messenger RNA. RefSeq names its product E3 SUMO-protein ligase PIAS2-like. NCBI's taxonomy places the organism in Eukaryota, Metazoa, Mollusca, Bivalvia, Venerida, Veneridae. The coding region runs from base 136 to 2310 and encodes 724 amino acids. The transcript has 18 exons. The record is from RefSeq and is a predicted model, not a curated record. Gene Ontology annotation, molecular function: SUMO ligase activity; zinc ion binding; transcription coregulator activity. Gene Ontology annotation, biological process: protein sumoylation; regulation of transcription by RNA polymerase II.